Molecule: messenger RNA, 2363 nt
Organism: Monomorium pharaonis (pharaoh ant)
Lineage: Eukaryota; Metazoa; Arthropoda; Insecta; Hymenoptera; Formicidae
Product: odorant receptor 24a-like
Exons: 9
Coding region: 984-2201 (405 amino acids)
Biological process (GO): sensory perception of smell; detection of chemical stimulus involved in sensory perception of smell
Cellular component (GO): plasma membrane
Molecular function (GO): odorant binding; olfactory receptor activity
Source: RefSeq, a predicted model, not a curated record
AAAAAAUAUAUGUUAUGGGUUUCAAUCCCACAAUGUUAUUUUUUGAACGGGUAAAAAAACUGUUAAAAUUUUAAAAAAUUUUUUUUGUAAAAAUUUCAAUCAAAUCCGUGCGAGGGCAGAACACACAUGUUUAUCCUGCUAUGCUCUUUUUUAACAACAUUUUAAAUUUUAAUCAAAUCAUUUUAUAUUACAAGAAUUGAACAAAACUUUUAAAAGUAUAGUAUAGUUCUUCGAAAUCCAUGUCGAAGUUUCAUAACUAUUAUGAUUUUGAGGGUGAAUUUUAAAAAAUUCUCAUCGUGUAUAGCUUCUUAUUAAGGUGACGCGACGGAAAUAUUGUCUAUUGAUUAUUCUUGUAAAACCGUUCUAUCCCUUUCGUCGAGGCAUCGUCCCCCUUCGCACAAUUUAUUCCUCACAAAUUUCCAAUACAGUGGCAGAUUAAUAUGAGAGUGUUGUUCGGAAUACUAUUACAAUGUAAUAAGAACGUUGAUAAUUAGUACGUGAUUGUAGUAGUCGUAUAUUAAAAGAAGAUUAUCUACCUAAUAAAUCAACGUUCACGGUUUUACACCUCAAGAUCAAAGGAAUAUGUAACAUUUAACAUAUUAGAAAUUGUAUCUGUAGUAUCUUAAUUUAUAUACUAAAUGAUGUCAAUAGUUUCGCGUUUUUCUUUCUGCUAAAAAAAUAAUAUUUUUAUUUUAUAAAUGCUUUGUACGAGGUAAGAUUAAAGUACUGCUGCAAACUGCAAUAUAGUACGCAACGUCUAAAACGUCAAUCAAUUUAAUAUGUAGCUUCUGCUAUACAUUCGUAUACGUUUGGUACUACCGGUACUACCGAACUGACACCGAAUGUAAUAUACCAUAAUCAUAUUGUAUGCACUGUAAUCACAUUGUUCGUUUUGUCACUUCUUCGUGUCAUACAUUGAGAUCACAUAUUACAAAGGAAACUGACCUGAAGUAGGGGACGUUUCCACAACACUUGGGUACGACAUGAAUUCAGAAAUGGAAAUAUACUAUGCCACGAAUAAAUUAUUUUUGUCACGAAUCGGUGGGUGGCCGUAUCAGCGGAAACCAUUGAAAGUAUUGAUACCGUGUUUCUUUACAAUGGUACAUUUUUCUGUUAUCGUAACUCAGGCAUUGCUAUUAUACGAUACUUGGGGUGAUAUAGAUAUUGUCGUUGAAUGUAUAAUUACUCUUACUCUUCUUUUUGCUGCUAGCAUAAAGUUAAUUAAUAUCGUUGUAAAUAAUGACAAAUUGCGACGACUAUUGCAACAUAUGAACAAACAUUGGGAGCUUUUUAAUAGCGAACUCGAGCGUCAGAUCUUGAGAUAUUAUGGUAGUAUUGGCCAAAAAGUAACGAAUUAUUAUGCAGCAUAUUUUAGUGCAACUUUGUUAUCUUAUGUGCUAAUUCCAUUGGUUCCAAGGAUCUUAGACGUCAUAAUUCCAUUGAAUGAGUCAAGGCCAUUAGGAUAUGUGUAUCAGGCCGAGUACAGAGUGGACAAAGAGAAAUAUUAUUAUCCAAUCUUAUUUCAUACUUAUCUUGCGAGUACAAUUACGACCACAAUUCUAUUCACUGUCGACACUACAUAUAUAGUGUGUGUAUUACAUACCUGCAGCCUGUUUACAGCUGUUAGCCAACAACUGGAAAAUAUAACUAGAAAAACAGACAUUACAUCAAGCGACAAAAAAGUCCACAAGGAGAUGCAUUAUCAUAUAUUCAUGGAAAAACACAAUUCUAUCGGCAAUGACUAUAUUGCAUUGAUAAACUGCUUGAAAAAACAUCAACUUGCAUUAGAACACGCUCAGAUAUUAGAUUCCAUGUUCACUCAUGCGACAUUUAUUAUGCUAUCUAUAAAUGUGCUGAUUUUAAGUAUAAUAGGAAUACAACUUAUUAAUAACUUGGAGAAUAUUGAAGAAACAGUAAGAUAUGUUUUUAUAAGUUGCGCUUCGUUUAUUCAUCUCAUAACUAUGUGUAUUCCCGGACAAUUACUAAUAGAUAAAAGCACAGAAGUUUUCAUCAAGACGUACGGUUCAGCUUGGUAUACAUUUUCUGUAAGAACUAAAAAAUUAUUAGGAAUACUUCUUUAUAGAAGUUUCACUCCGUGUACCCUUACGGCUGGAAGAACGUUUAUUAUGUCUAUGACUAUGUGCAGUUCGGUAAUGCAAACUGCCAUGUCAUAUUUUACGGCCUUUUCGUCCAUGAAAUAAGGAUCGCAAACACAUAUAUUAUAAUAUAUCUUUAUAUAUGUAUAUCUUUAUGAAAUUAUGAUAUCUAGGAAAGCUGUUUGCAGCCAUUGUUUUAUAAAGCAUGGUUGUAAUCAUAAUAAAGUCAUAAUAUAUUUCAUAUUAGAAAUACGAACAUAUGUAUAC